Sesamum indicum (sesame) is the source of this 989-nucleotide messenger RNA. RefSeq names its product VQ motif-containing protein 4. Lineage: Eukaryota; Viridiplantae; Streptophyta; Magnoliopsida; Lamiales; Pedaliaceae. The record is from RefSeq and is a predicted model, not a curated record.
CUAGUGAGAGAAAGUGCGGCUACAAGACCCUUCAACCUCACAACACAAACACCCCAUCUCCCAUUCUCACCAAGUGUCCCCCUUCUUGUUUUUCGCUCCCUUCUUCCCCCACCCAAACUAACUCAAACAUUUCUCUCUCUCUCUCUCUCUUGAGUGCAGGUGGUGAAGUAGUUGUUGAUUAGCACCAAAAAUGGAUAUAGAAUCAUUGAAAUCUCAAGAGAUAGACAACCCAUCUCCCCCCGACAGCAAUGGUGGCAGCACCAUCACGGGCAACGGACCGUCGCCGCUCCACCUGAUCCCCACCCCACCCACCACCCCAAAGCCCAUCUGUAGAUCUCAUGAAACCAAUCCUUACCCCACUACUUUUGUGCAAGCAGACACAUCUACCUUCAAACAGGUGGUGCAAAUGCUCACCGGCUCCUCGCAAACCACCAAACAAGCAUCCAAAAAUGAUCCAUCGCCGCCAUCUUCCGCCGCCAGACUCGGCGGCAGCAUCCCGCUCAUCAAAAGCACCGGCCAGAAGAAACAAGGAUUCAAGCUGUACGAGCGGCGGAACAGUCUGAAAAACGGGCUCAUGAUCAACACCCUCAUACCGGGCUUCUCUCAAAAUUCAGGCUUUUCACCCCGCAAGCCAGAGAUUCUAUCCCCGAGCAUUCUUGAUUUUCCGGCGCUUGUUCUGAGCCCAAUUACGCCAUUAACAGAUGAGGCCUCGAACAAAUACUCGUCAAUGCCGUCGCCGUCAAUGGAAGAGGAGAAGGCAAUAGCGGAGAAGAAAUUCUACUUUCAUCCAUCGCCGAGGAAUGCGGAACCACAGCUGCUGCCGCUUUUUCCUUUGACUUCGCCUCGACUCUCCGAGUCUUCUUCUUGAGGGAAUAUAGUUUUAAUUUUUGAGUAAUUAUAAGGCUUUUCAGAGUGAGGUAGCCAUCAUGCUACAUUUCUACAAUUAAUCUUUUCUUCUAAGCAAAAAAAAAAAACACACUUCUUUUUUA